UUUCCUUUUCCGUUUUACGUAAUCAAGGAGAGGAGAGAGAAGCAAAGGAUUGGCGUGGCGACGAGGAAUCAAAAUCUCCGACGAUUUAUUCCAACCGCGAACCCGCAUUUCUUCUUCCCUUUGCUCGUGACUGCCGCGAGCUCCGUCGCCGAGAUAUCUGUUGUGCGGUGCUGUAGUGCACACAACAUAUAACCUUGAGCUUUACUGCACAAGGCAUCAUGGCAAGAGCCUUAUCAAACCUACUAUUCAAGGGCAUUACAGGGUCCCCAGCAGGAUGCUCUAAUAGAAUGGUAUCUGCAUCGUUUAUUCAAAGAGGAAUGACAUACUCCACAACUGCACCAAAUGACCCUGACACACAUGAUGACUUCAAACCUAUGGAUAAGUUUCAGGACACUGCCACUUCUCUAAAGGAUGUUGUUGAACAGGAUGUCAAGGAAAAUCCUGUGAUGAUAUACAUGAAAGGGGUCCCUGAGUUUCCGCAGUGUGGGUUCAGCUCUCUAGCUGUAAGAGUAUUGAAACAUUACAAUGCUCCAUUAAGUGCUAGGAAUAUUUUGGAAAAUGCAGAGCUGAAAAGUGCUGUGAAAGCUUUCAGUCACUGGCCGACGUUCCCCCAGAUAUUCAUCAAGGGGGAGUUCAUUGGAGGUUCUGAUAUUAUAAUGAAUAUGCACCAGAGUGGAGAGCUGAAGGAGAAGCUCAAGGAUAUUGCAGCCAACCAGGAAAAGUCUGCCUAGGUUAUACAUGGCCGAUUAGAGAGAAAACAGGAAUUUUGGGUUUUGUUUGGUUUUCUUUCAACCAUCGCGUUCUUCUAGUCUAGGUGCUUUGUUGAUGAUCAUCGAGAGUGUAACAAUAAACUUCCCCUGAUUUAUGCAUCCAAAUAACGUACCUUUU
This is a messenger RNA of Rhodamnia argentea, 888 nucleotides long. RefSeq names its product monothiol glutaredoxin-S15, mitochondrial. The transcript has 7 exons. The coding region runs from base 219 to 731 and encodes 170 amino acids. Lineage: Eukaryota; Viridiplantae; Streptophyta; Magnoliopsida; Myrtales; Myrtaceae. The record is from RefSeq and is a predicted model, not a curated record.